AUGGCUCGACGUCAAUUGAGUGUGAAUGAGAAGACAUGGAUUGUCAAACAUAUGUAUCGUAUUGAAUAUCCAAUAAAUGUUCAAAGAUUAUGGUGUAAGGAAAUAAAUAAUAAUCCUCCACAUCGUAAUGCGAUAAGAGCAUUGAUGAAAAAAUUUGAACAAACUGGUUCCGUACUCGAUAUUGGACCACCUGGUAGACCUGUAUCAGUUACUGACCAAGCUGCAAAAGACGAAGUUUCGUCAGCUUUGCAAAAAGAACCUCGAACGUCGAUUCGUAAAAUGAGUACAGAUUUAAGUAUUUCAAGAUCUUCAGUUCGACGUAUUUACAAGUCUAUGGGCUUUAAGCCAUAUAUUCCCAGAUUAGUUCAUGAACUCAAUGAAGAUGAUUUCGAUCGACGAAUUGAAUAUUGUGAAACAUUUUUAUCGCUCCUCGAAACCGAACCGGAUCUUAUUCAUCAUAUCAUUUGGUCUGAUGAAACAUUAUUCAAACUCAAUGGACAUAUUAAUCGUCAUAAUUCUGUCUAUUGGGCAAUAGAAAAUCCAAAUCUUACAUGGGAGCAAACUAUGCAAACUGAAGGUGUUACUGUAUGGGCUGGUCUAUCCUCUCAAGGUGUAAUCGGGCCUUAUUUCUUCGAUGGCACGGUGACUAGUCAAAGUUACAUCGAAAUGUUGAGUGAUUAUUUCUAUCCAUUGUUUUGUGAUUUACCUAAUAGUGAAUCUUUUUUUUUCAUGCACGAUGGCGCGCCAGCACACUAUGGAUCCAAUGUUCGAGAUUGGUUAGACGAAAAUUUUCCAGCAAGGUGGAUUGGUCGUCGUGGUGCGCUUGAUUGGCCUGCUCGAUCGCCUGAUCUUACUCCUGCUGAUUAUUUUUUGUGGGGUUAUCUGAAAGAUAUUGUUUACCAAAAGAAGCAUCGAACCUUAUCCAGUCUCAAACAAUCAAUUAUUUCAGCUUUUUCAGCAAUAGAUUCAGAUCUGUGCAAGAAAGUUUGUGAAUCAGUGCCAGAAAGACUUCAGAAGUGCAUCGAUGCUGAUGGGCGUCAAUUCGAACAUUUGAAUUAA
Molecule: messenger RNA, 1059 nt
Organism: Rotaria sp. Silwood2
Lineage: Eukaryota; Metazoa; Rotifera; Eurotatoria; Philodinida; Philodinidae
Source: the annotation of a GenBank genome assembly